CUCAAGUUUCUUAGGACAAACACAAGUGUUUUCCUCUGCUCUACUCUUCUUCUACUCUCUCAAUUCAGUUCUCUCUGCCAUCCACUUCUUCGAACAACAAAUAUUCAAAAAGUAUGGAUGGAAUUCAAAGUAAAAGUAGUUUUAGGAACUUCAUGGAGACUGCAAAGCCUUAUAUAGCCAUGAUCUCUUUGCAAUUCGGAUAUGCUGGUAUGAAUAUCAUCACCAAAGUUUCUCUGAAUAGAGGAAUGAGCCACUAUGUGCUCGUCGUUUAUCGACAUGCUUUUGCUACUGCUGUGAUUGCCCCCUUUGCUCUCGUCCUUGAGAGGAAAAUAAGGCCAAAGAUGUCGUUUUCGAUCUUCAUGCAGAUAUUUGUGCUGGGACUUCUUGGACCGGUGAUUGAUCAGAAUUUCUACUAUGCCGGAUUGAAAUUCACAUCCCCUACUUUCUCAUGUGCCAUGAGCAACAUGCUCCCUGCAAUGACAUUUGUCAUGGCAGUUCUCUGCAGGAUGGAGAUACUAGACAUGAAGAAAAUAAGAUGUCAGGCAAAGGUGUUAGGAACCGCGCUGACCGUGGCAGGAGCCAUGUUAAUGACAUUGUACAAAGGAAAAGUAGUCGAAAUGAUAUGGAGCAGCCACGUUCAUCCCCUUAAAUCCUCUGCCCCUGGCGCCCCUGUGGACUCCGAUAAGGACUGGGUUAAGGGCUCUAUUCUUCUUAUCAUUGCUACUUUCGCCUGGGCUUCUUUCUUCAUUCUUCAGAACGUGACGAUGAGACGAUACACGGCUCCUCUGUCACUCACAUCACUCGUGUGCUUCAUGGGUACUCUGCAAUCAAUUGCUGUGACUUUUGCCAUGGAGCACAAACCUAAUGUCUGGCAAAUCGGCUUCGACAUGAACCUUCUUGCUGCUGCCUAUGCUGGUAUUGUAUCAUCUAGCAUUGCAUACUAUGUCCAAGGCUUAGUCAUGGAGAAAAGAGGGCCGGUCUUCGUAACGGCCUUCAGCCCUCUGAUGAUGAUCAUUGUUGCUAUCAUGGGCUCUUUCAUCCUUGCCGAAAAGAUUUUCCUAGGAGGAGUCCUCGGUGCUGUACUAAUUGUGAUCGGACUUUACGCUGUUCUAUGGGGAAAGUACAAGGAAUACAAGGAGAAAGAAGCGGAGGAAUUUCUUGAACCAGUCAAGGAUGUUAAUAAUAACAAUGCUAUGAUGAUGAUCAAAGAUAUUGAAGCCAACAAUGAAGAUGUAAUGCAGAAGAACGAGACUAGAAUUGUCAUGUCACCGGCUGCAUUCGCGAUCAGCGCACCGAUCCCAACUCUGCCAAUGUUGGCGGUGGAAGCUCCGAAGCCAUGAUCACCUGAGAAGGAGUUGAAGAAAGACAGCAAGAAGACGAGAGAGAAAUGAUAGAGGGGCUUUUUUGUACUUUUAUUGUCAGUGUUUUGAACACUUCUCCUUUGUGAUGUUUUACUUCAGAUUUUACUCUUGGUAGAUAUUGUUAGGAUCUUGGGGGUGUCCUUGUUCCAAGCCUAAUAGUAAGACUAGUAUAUAUUUGUAAUGAAAAUUUGCUAUGAGAAACAAAUGCACAACUUUCCUUUUUCUAA
This is a messenger RNA of Daucus carota subsp. sativus, 1588 nucleotides long. Its product is annotated as WAT1-related protein At5g07050. Gene Ontology annotation, molecular function: transmembrane transporter activity. Gene Ontology annotation, cellular component: plasma membrane. The record is from RefSeq and is a predicted model, not a curated record. Lineage: Eukaryota; Viridiplantae; Streptophyta; Magnoliopsida; Apiales; Apiaceae. The transcript has 7 exons. Bases 114 to 1340 code for a protein of 408 amino acids.